Ornithorhynchus anatinus (platypus) is the source of this 2140-nucleotide messenger RNA. It is a transcript of the gene HGFAC, whose product is annotated as HGF activator. Gene Ontology annotation, biological process: blood coagulation; zymogen activation. Gene Ontology annotation, molecular function: serine-type endopeptidase activity; calcium ion binding. Gene Ontology annotation, cellular component: rough endoplasmic reticulum; extracellular region. The transcript has 14 exons. Lineage: Eukaryota; Metazoa; Chordata; Mammalia; Monotremata; Ornithorhynchidae. The record is from RefSeq and is a predicted model, not a curated record. Bases 166 to 1959 code for a protein of 597 amino acids.
CGGAGUGAAGCAAGGCCUCACGGGCGUCCAGAAGGACGGACGGAUAAUCCGGGGUCCCCGAGUACUGGGGAAAGGCCGCGGCAACUCUCCGUCCCCCUCCUCGGACCCCAGGGGCACCCGGCCCCGCCGUCGGAGCCCCCCGUCUCGAGCUCCCCGGGAGUAACGAUGCGGGUCGCGUGGAUGGUGGGCAUCUUGUCCCUGACCUGGGCCGGCGUCUGCCCGGGUGCAGCGUGGGACGGGCCGGUGUCUGACGGCAGCGCAGAGUCACAUAGCCCCGUGCCGAGAGUGCUCACAGAGGACGGCCAACUUUGCAAGUUCCCCUUCCGCUACGGCGGCCGGAUGUACCAUUCUUGCACCUCCAAGGGCAGCUCUAGGAAGAAAUGGUGUGCGACCACCCAUAACUACGACCGAGACCGGGCCUGGGGGUACUGCCUGCCCACCCCCCGAGACAACACCACGACGGUGAAUCCGUGUGCCCAGAGGCCCUGCAGAAACGGAGGCACCUGCUCCGAAGCCUUCGACGCCACGUCCUACCUGUGCUCCUGCCCCGACGGCUUCACCGGCCGGCGCUGCCAGACCGAAAAGUGCUUCGACGAGAGCCGGUCCGAGUACUUCCACGUGGGCGAGAACUGGGCGAGGAUCGGCCUCCGGGGCACGGUGGAGCUCUGCAACUGCACGGCCGGCCGCAGCCUCUGCCUCCGCUCGCGUUAUACCGACUGCGUCAACGACCCCUGCCCCUCGGGCAGCUCCUGCCGCAUGGUGGUUCCCACCGGACAGACCCUCUGCGCCUGCCAGGCCGGACACGUGGGCACCCACUGCAACGUAGUCCCGGCGGAGCGCUGCCUCGUCGGCAACGGGACGACGUACCGCGGCGUGGCCGGGAGGACCGUGGCCGGCCGGCCCUGCCUGCCCUGGACCUCCGACCUGCUCUACCACGAGCUCCGCGUGGACAGCGUGGACCAGGCCGUGCAGCUCGGACUAGGCCGGCACGCCUACUGCCGCAACCCAGACGGUGACGAGAAGCCGUGGUGUUACGUCAUGAAGGACAACAUGCUUUCUUGGGAAUACUGCGACAUUCCAUCGUGCGGGGAGAAGGGCAGGAGGACCGCGUUUGCGACGUCGGCCCAGGCGUCCCCGACGGCGGAGAAGCCCGCCGUGACCAAGAGGGCCUGCGGGAAGAGGCAUAGGAAGCGGAGUUUCCUGCAGCCCCGGAUCGUGGGGGGCUCGUCGGCCCUGCCGGGCUCGCACCCGUGGCUGGCCGCCCUCUACAUCGGGGAAAGUUUCUGCGCCGGGAGUCUCGUCCAUCCCUGCUGGGUCCUCACGGCCGCCCACUGCUUCACCUACAGCCCUCCGAAGAAAAGCAUUACCGUCGUCCUGGGCCAGCAUGACUUCAACCAGACGAGAGACGUCACGCAGAAGUUCGAAGUUGAGAAAUAUAUCACGUAUCCCCUGUAUUCGGUCUUCAAUCCGAGCGACCAUGAUAUCGCGUUGAUCCGGCUGAAGAAGAAGGAGGACCGCUGCUCGGUGAAAUCUCAGUUCGUGCAGCCCAUCUGCCUCCCGGAGACGGGCACCGUCUUCCCCGACAACUACAAGUGCCAGAUUGCCGGCUGGGGGCACGUGAACGAGAACAUGACGAAUUACUCCAAGUUUCUUCAAGAAGCCCUGAUCCCGCUCAUUCCAGACAGCAAGUGCAGCAGUCCAGAAGUGUAUGGGGCCGAUCUCAGUCCGAACAUGCUCUGUGCCGGCUACUUUGAUUGCAAAUCGGAUGCGUGUCAGGGGGACUCCGGGGGCCCGUUGGCCUGUGAGAAGAACGGCGUCUCCUACUUGUACGGGAUCAUCAGCUGGGGCGACGGCUGCGGCCGAGCCAGAAAGCCCGGCGUCUACACGCGCGUGGCCAACUACGUGGACUGGAUCAACGACAAGCUGAAGCCCAGCCGCCGCGCCGCGGCCUCGGCUUAGGCCCGCCGGCCCGGGCUUCCCAACCUGUCCCGGGGCUGACCGGGGGCCUUGCCGAGCGGAGUCUGGGGAGCCCGUGGGCGGUUGGGGGGAUCGAAAGGUGGUCUAGGCCGCGCUGGGCGGGGGGCUCGUAAUCGUUCUCUGAAAUGGUGAGAAUUAAAAACGGGGAUCAGGCCCAGAGCGC